CAGUUCCAAAUCAGCUUUGACAAAAUCAACAUUCCAACUUUACUUUUUAUCUCAAAAUGUUCAAAUUUGUUACCCUCUUUGCCUGCAUUUCCGUGGCUUUGGCUGCUCCCGGUUUGGUGGCCGAACACCACACCAUUGUUCAAGAACCCGUCUUGGCCAAGGUUGGAGCUGUGGUCCAUAGUGUCCCCUCUGCCACCUCUCAUCAAAGUUUUACCCGUGUCCACAACAAGGCCGUAGUUGCCCCUGUCCUCACUCCCGUUGUUAAGACCACAGUUCAUGCUGCCCCAGUUGUGCCUGUAGUCAAAACUGUUGCUGCUGCCCCAAUUGUCAAGACUGUUGUUCCAGCCGUGCCAGUGGUGAAGACUGUUGCCCCAGUUGUCCCCGUUGUUGGUCAUGCCGUAUCCCAUCAAUCUCAUGUUCAAAUCCACUCCAAUGCUGCCGUAGUUGCUCCUGUGGUUCACUCGGUCCCUGUUGUGCAUGCUGCUCCUGUUGCCCAUGUCGUCCAUCAUUAA
This is a messenger RNA of Musca domestica (house fly), 512 nucleotides long. Its product is annotated as retinin-like. NCBI's taxonomy places the organism in Eukaryota, Metazoa, Arthropoda, Insecta, Diptera, Muscidae. The record is from RefSeq and is a predicted model, not a curated record. The coding region runs from base 57 to 512 and encodes 151 amino acids. The transcript has 2 exons.